Molecule: messenger RNA, 6941 nt
Organism: Nyctereutes procyonoides (raccoon dog)
Lineage: Eukaryota; Metazoa; Chordata; Mammalia; Carnivora; Canidae
Gene: GPR146
Product: G protein-coupled receptor 146
Exons: 2
Coding region: 227-1228 (333 amino acids)
Biological process (GO): G protein-coupled receptor signaling pathway
Cellular component (GO): membrane
Molecular function (GO): G protein-coupled receptor activity
Source: RefSeq, a predicted model, not a curated record
GCACACAAGCCGGCAGCUCCACCGUGGCCAGUGACCCCAGGAAGAUACCCGCCUUCCUUCCUGCCAGCGCUGAGGCUAUGCCCAGCCCUCACUGCCCAGGUUCCAGGGUGAGCAGCCACAACAGCUCCUCUCCACAGAGACUCCAUGAGGCCCAUAGUGCUGUCCUCGGUGGCCACUCCGUUUCCUUGCUCAAGGGAAAAGGGGAACUCCCCAGCCCGCUGCCGCCAUGUGGAGCUGCGGCCCGCUCAAUGGCACAGGUAGCCUGGAGGACCAGCUCCUCUGCCAGCACUUCCACUUGGUCCUGUCCGUCUUCUCUCUGCUCUACCUAGUCGUUGGCGUCCCCAUCGGCCUGGGCUACAAUGCGCUGCUUGUCCUGGUCAACCUGUACGACCAGAACAGCAUGACCAUGCCCGAUGUCUACUUUGUGAACAUGGCUGUGGCGGGCCUGGUGCUCAGCGCCCUGGCACCCGUGCACCUGCUGGGCCCCACUGCCUCUGGGUGGGCCCUGUGGGGCUUCAGCAGUGAGGCACACAUCACACUGCUGGUGCUGUUCAACGUCUCCUCCCUGGUGACCAUGUACUCCACAGCCCUGCUCAGCCUCGACUACUACAUCGAGCGCGCUCUGCCGCGCACCUACAUGUCCAGCGUCUACAACACCAGGCACGUGUGCGGCUUUGUCUGGGGCGGGGCCCUGCUCACCAGCUUCUCCUCCCUGCUAUUCUACAUCUGCAGCCACGUGGCGGCCAGGGUUGUUGAGUGUUCCAAAAUGCAGGACACAGAGGCUGCUGAUGCCAUCAUGGUGUUCAUCGGGUACUUGGUCCCCACCCUGGCCGUGCUCUAUGCACUAGCACUCAUCUCGAGGAUCCGGAAGGAGGACACACCCCUUGACCAGGAUGCGGGGAGGCUGGACCCCUCGGUGCACAGGCUUCUGGUGGCCACUGUGUGCACACAGUUUGGGCUGUGGACGCCUCACUACCUGACCCUCCUGGCACACACAUUGCUUGCCUUGCAGGGGAAGCCCAUGGAUGGGCGCUACCUGGGGAUUCUGCUCUUUGCUAAGGAUGUGUCGAGAUUCUUGGCAUUCUCUAGUAGCUCUGUGAUGCCGCUUCUUUACCGCUACAUCAACAGAAACUUCCCCGGCAAACUCCGGCGGCUGAUAAAGAAAAUGCACUGUGGGCACCAGAGCUGCUCCCCAGACCAAGUGGGGGUCCAGCAGGUGAUGGCAUAGAGAGCUGACUCCUCUGAUUGUGGCCACUCUGAGCACCAGUCUUGGGGCCACUGUCAAUGUCCACUGCGGAGCCACCUGACAGAUGGCCAACAGUGCAUGCCCUGGAGGCACAGCACUUUCUCACUGUCUUCCCCAGGAGGUCACUGAGGCAAGAACAAAGGACAGCACAAGGCAUGUUCUCGCCAAGUUUUCUGCUGUUCCAGACAGGCCAUGCUUCCACCAAGGCCACAUUGUUCAGAGCAGCAGGGGCCUAGGGUGAAGAAUGGCUGAGUUGGCCCACCUGCUUCUGCCAGUGGCGUGUGCCUGGUCCUUUAGGUCCACACUGUCAGCCUCCUCCACACUGGGUUCCCUGAAUGAAGUGAUGACAAUCAAAAGCCAGUAUUUACAUGGUCUUGUUAAAAUCCUUGAUUUCCUCUCUUACUUUAUUUUUGUUUAUGAAAAGAGAGAUCUGAUAGAAAAGUCACAACAGCAUGGAAAAUGAAGGAAACAACACAGAAGAGCACCUGUGUUGGACAGAUGGGGUUGGGCUUCAUGACUGCACGGUCACCCUGAGGAGGCGUGAGAGGAGAGGUGCACGGUGUCACACACAGAGAUGGCAUGAAAAUAUUUCUGCAGGAAAAAGCCAGCAGCGUGGCUGGUCUUAAGCGAGAAUAAAGUAGCCCGGGGCUCACAUCUUGCCGGACCAACACACCUCGUACCCCUGCUCUCCUCACGGGUGACAUUAGCUGACCUCUUUCCAUGUAGGUCAACUCCCCCCAAAUGGGUACCAAACUGAACAAUAAAGGUAAACUGAAGAAAGGAAAGGGUGGUUUCCACAGAAUCUCAAAGGGGCUGCCGGGGGGAGACGGGCCUGGAAGACCGAGCCUUGUCUGGCAUCCAGGGUGGAAAAUAGGGCCACCCUGGCCACCUCACACCUGUCUGAUCCUCCGUGGCUGCUACUGGAGGAGAGCCCAAGACCUGCCUGCUUAGCCAGAAUCCUGGAUCUUCCACACUGUGGCCUGUACACAUGUGCUUUAAGACUGUGGCAAUGGAAGCCCCCUGCCUCCCACACCAUCUGUUCACCUGCACCCCAGCUUCACAAUACAUCCUACCCUUGCAGCCCCUAACUUCAACUAUGAAACCCACAAAACUCUAAAAACAGGGAGAUUUGUUUCUCAAGUCUGCAGCAAAUUAAUUUGUAGCAGACCCUAACCUGAAGUGGCACGAGGGCACUUUUCUGAGGAAAGAUGAAUGUGAUCCUGGGGCCCAGCCCCAGUCCCAGUGUCCUACAGUAUGCGGUCCAUGCUGCUUGUUAACUGUCUGUGCGUGUGUGCAUGUGUGCACCUGCACAUACAGAACCCAGGUCAACAGAAGUUGUUUGCUAAAAGGAAAACCAUAAACACGCACAUUCCUUAAAAUAUGGUUUAUAUUUCAACCUAAGUUUUCCUGCAGUGUGAUGGUUACAGACAACAGCUUGGGCUGGAAUUGGUAAUUUGGUGACUCCCUCCUGCUUUUAGGGUUGUGCACCCAGGAAAAAAAAAUUUUUUUUGGUCAUUGCUCAGUAAUGCGCCGUAUUUAUUUAUUUAUUUUAACCUUUUGACUCUCUUCACCCAUUUCCCCCACCAGCCACACCCCUGCCCCUGACAACCACCAAUCUGUUGAUUCUAUGACUUUGGUUGUUUUUUGAAAGAUCCCCCAUAUACGUGAGAUCGUGAGGUGUUUGUCUUUCUCUGACUUACUCCACUUAGCCCAGGGCCCUCCAAGUCCAUCCAUGUUGUUGCAAAUGGCCAGAUUUCAUUCCUUCUUGUGGCUGAUAUUCCAUGGUGUGUGUCAUGUGUAUGUGUACACAACCCCUGCCUCUUCUGUGUCUGCUCCUGUGUCUUGGCCAUGGUGAAUGAUACCCCAGGAACACAGGUUGCAAACAUCUUUUCAGUUAGUGGUUUGGGAUCCUCUGAGUAAAUAUUCACAAGGGCGAUGACUGGAUCAUAGGGUAGCUGUUUUUUUUAACUUCUGAGGAACCUUCUUGUUUGAGGGGCUGCACCAGUUUGCAUUCCCACCAGUGGUGUCUGAAGGUUCCCCCUUCUCCAUGUCCUCACCAGCUCUUGUCUUCUUGUUGAUGGCCUUCUUAACAGAUGUGAGGAGAUCUCCCUACGGAGGGAUGCAGGGUGCAUUCAUUUCAUGUACAUGUUGGCCAUCUGUAUGUGUUCUUUGGAGAAAUGUCUAUUCUGACUCUGUGCCCAUUUUGCAAUCAGACUUUAUUUUGCUACUGAGUUUCUUUAUGUAUUUUGGAUAUUUGGUCCCUAUCAGAGAUAUUAACAUACUAACCUGUGACAACCUGAAAACUGAGUUCUGACCUGUCUGGUCCAAGGAUAACAGAGUGUGGCUCUAUUUUUUGCCACGUUCCGUUCAGGGAAAUCUCUCCAUUUGGUCCUGGUCUCUUGGGAAAUUCAGCCUAUGACUUAGUUGCCAUUGUUUUUUUUUUAUCUGCAAAAUAUAUCCCCUCUAGGAUGAUGUGAGUUAAGAGUCUGCCUGGGCAGAAUCAUGAAAGUACACUGGAUGCCAGAGCCCUGCUGUGACUUGAGCCUGGUAGCUGUGAAACUCUAGACAGGUUCUGUGGGGCCCAUCUACUUCCUAGCCAGUAGAUCCAGGGCAGAAUGAGAGAAGUUUCCAUGUUGCUUCUGUCAGGAAUGUGCUAUUUCUACUGAAGGACACAGUCCCCUCCGCUGCUCCAGGUCUUCUGAUGGGCUGGGGUUUCUUUUCAAAUCCUGAAAGCCUCAGGCCUGACCCCUCCCCACUCCUUCCACCCCCACCCUCUUCAAGUUGUGGGCUGCACAAUGGGUAGUCCCCAGGUCAUGGCUCCCCUGGGAAACCCUGGCAUUGGCUGAGUGACUAGUGCAACUGCACAGUCCCCUAGCAUUGCUGCCAUAGAACUUCUCACCUCAAACAUGCCUGUUCCUGCUUGGCUUCUAGUUCUGUCAUGGUGGGUGGGCAGCUCCAGAGCCAGGGUCAGGCCAAGGUCCAGUAUGCACAGCCAGGCUCUUGGGUCAGGAAGCCAGCACCGUUAUUACCAGAAAUGGGAUCCAGCUUGUGAGCUGGUCUGUAGUGGCAGUGCUACUUCAAAUAAAAAGUCCCUUUUCCUUGCUUCUCUCCUCUGUUCUUUACUUAAGGAUAAAGAGGUCCUAGGAGAGAGGGAAAUCCCAAGAGCACAGAGCUGAGGGACACACGGGUCUCUGCCACAGCCCUUGAGUCCCUCACCCCAGCCGGGGUCCCCCAAACAGGAGAGGGAUCUAAAAUCAUGGGUUUGUAAUUUCUCAGUGGCUUUGGUUGCAAACUGGCUUCUUUCUGGCAACUUCCUGGGGACCGGAGAGAGUCCUGCCAGGGGUCCCUCCCCAUUCCCAAUGCCCACAGUUGCUGGUGACAGAGGGCCCCCAAGGAUUUGUGGCAGCCUGGCAGCUCUUCCUGGUGAAGCACCGGCCCAUGGCAGGCUGGGGUUCCUGUGUAGACCCUUAACCUCUAAUGGAGACCCUCUCCACUCUCACAAAUGUGUCUUUACCUCCAUACUCUUCUCCCUGCUGGCGACACCUCUGCCACCAACCCCACAUGCUGCAGAGCCUACUCCCCAUUUGAUGUUUGUUUAUCCACAUUCUUGUGCUAAAUUAUUCUCAGAUGAAUCUGGUGUGACCCGACAUUUCUCUUCCAGGUAUGGGUGCUUCCAGUGCUUCUGCCAAGUUGCCAAAAAAAAAAAACAAAAAACUGAAAGAAUUUUGAACUGAGAGAAAAAUGGAAAAAGCUAAAGUAGACUGUAAAUGCACACACACACAUAUAUAUGCGUGCGUGUGUGUUGUGUAUACGUAUAUAUAUAUACACAACACACACACCCUUUAAUUGAUCAAUCUUUAUUUCUCCCAGUGAAAGUUUACGUUCCAAGCUAAUUCUGUUAUCAAAACUUCUAGAUGAUUACAUUUUUAAAAUUAAUCUCAUUUUUAUUAAUCCACAAACUCAUCUAUCUUGCCAUGCUUAAGAUUACAAAAAGCGAGUUCAACCUUAGGUUUACUUGAUGAAGGUUAGAAAAUUUAUCAUAGGAAACCAGACAUACUGUUACGUGUGGCAGACAUGUCAGUAGGUCAAACAUUCCUUUAUGGAAUGCACUUGCUAAAGGAUAAGCCUGAAAUAAAUUAUUAAGAAGCUAAAUUAUAAGUCCAAUUCUUGAAUUUAAAAUCAGUUGGAAAAUUUGGGGACUUUUUCAUUUCUCAUCUGUUAAAUCUGCUCCAGUGGUUGCACCCGUUGGCCUAAAGUUCUAUGUAAAUGAUGAAGAAAAACCUGCUAGAGAAAAAACCCACACAUUUGAAAAUUUAAAUUAUUUGAUAUAUCUUAUUCAAUUUUGGAAUUCUUAAAAUGUGUAUUUCCAGGGGUAUAUGAUGUAGAUCAGAAAAUGGCACAGAACUUACCAUAAAACUGGUUAUUUCCUGACGUUACAAUUACAUUAAUACAACCAGUAGUCAUUCAGCUGCAUACAAGUCCCUAGGCUGUGGCUGCCAAGUGGCAGAGGAGCCAUACUCAGAGGCCACUGCACACGUCAGUCAUGAAGGCUAGCAGAGACAGCCUUACAACUCUUACAAAUGUUAUUCUUCCUUGAGAAUAAUAAUUUAAAAAUUGCUGACUGCAUCCUGAGGGCUGAGUAUAGAAUUGAGUGUCCUGGUGGCUCCAGAAGCCCCAUAUAGGAGGGGCUGUCCCCCGACCCCUCUGCAAGAGGUCAAUGAGCUGUGUACACAGUGAGUGCUCAAUACACUUGAGAAGUGAAUGAGUCCUCUACGAAUGAAGGAAUUUGAACAUACAACAUACCUAUUUUAUAUUAAUAAAAAAUAUGCAGUUUAGACUUUAUGAUUUGUCUUAUUCUGUUGAGCGUGUGUAUGAGACAGGAGUUCUGAGUACAAAGCAUUUGUUGAGUGCCUAUUGUGUUCUCAACCUUUCUCCUGAUAUUUAAAACCACUUCGUAAGUUCUUUUGGCCCAUCUGCCAUUAACAUUAACGUCAUGUGAACCUGUAACGUGAGAUGCUAAUGUACAAUAUGCUGUGAAGUUGGAGUGCAGUACUUUUUGAAGUCCUAGCAGGACACUACAUGACUCAGAAAUACUUUCCAGCCUCUCGAGCAGGCGUGUUUGCAGAGCUCCACCCAGUGGCCAUCGGCAGACCUUCACUCUGCAGGACAGCCAAGUAUCGGCCACAGAGCUCCAGGACACUGGGAACUGUGUUCAUGCCACGUGAGGGUGCUUCUCACAGGUCUAACAGCUGACAUGAUUUGGGUUGGCUGGGUCACAUUCUGUGAUGUAACUCAGUGAUCUUCUAUGGUAGCUUUAACUCCCCAACCAGCUGCUGAAGAGCAGACACCCUGACACACAUUCCCCAACAAUCAGAGCAGGAACAGGAAUGUCCUUCAGAAACUAUUCCCUGCAGAUACUGACUGGGUCAGAAUCCACGAGGCUCUCAGAAUUCACAACAAAUUGUGCUUUUACAAAAAACAUACCCUCAGCAGCAGUGGAAAAGGGUGCUCAGUCCACCAGGUGCUGCUCUGCGGGCAUAUACACACAUAUAUACAUGCAUAUACACACUGGUCAUGCAAAGCCCAUGCAGUCCCAGGUGGCAGCACUGGAGUCAGCAGAGCCUGGCUGACCUACAGGGACAGUAGCCAAGUGUGGGCCUGUGAUGCUGGAUUUCUGUGUUGUUAAGGCUUGGCA